CAGUAAAAUGGCGCUGUUCCACUGAGGCGCUGUGCCCCUGCUCUUAUCCCUGGGAAACCCCGUGCACGAGCUGCCAACGCCCGGCGCAGAGAAACAAACAGAGCGGAAUACGAUCUUGAAUGAGAAGAGUGGACUGUUAAACUAAAACAAAGCACAGUUAUGCAGACGAUCAAGUGCGUCGUGGUUGGCGAUGGAGCCGUUGGUAAAACCUGCCUAUUAAUUUCCUACACAACUAACAAAUUCCCAUCUGAAUAUGUACCAACGGUCUUCGAUAACUAUGCAGUUACGGUUAUGAUUGGAGGAGAACCCUACACCCUGGGACUGUUUGACACUGCAGGUCAGGAAGACUACGAUAGAUUACGACCCCUGAGUUAUCCCCAAACAGAUGUUUUCUUAGUCUGUUUCUCUGUCGUUUCCCCUUCUUCAUUCGAAAACGUCAAAGAAAAGUGGGUACCGGAGAUCACCCACCACUGUCCAAAGACACCCUUCCUGCUUGUGGGGACGCAGAUCGAUCUGAGAGACGACCCGUCUACUAUCGAGAAGCUUGCGAAAAACAAACAGAAGCCGAUCACUCCAGAGACGGCCGAGAAGCUGGCCCGAGACCUGAAGGCCGUCAAGUACGUCGAGUGCUCCGCUCUCACGCAGAAAGGCCUAAAGAAUGUAUUUGACGAGGCGAUUUUGGCAGCCCUGGAGCCUCCUGAGCCCAAGAAGAAGCGUAAAUGCGUGCUGCUAUGAGCGCCCUUGUCUUUCUUUGCUAAGGCUGGCCAACAGCUUUAUACUCUUAAAAAGCAAUGCCUAAAAAAAAAAAAAAAAAAAAGAAGUGAGUUAAAAAUUUUUUUUUGCUCUGCAAUAAAUAUAAUCGAAAGAAUACCCUACAAACACACACACACACACACACGGCUCGGAUUUGUUUUUGAGCUCCCUAUCAUCAUACCACAGAUUAAUCUAGUUUUACAUCAUAAGCGUGUUAUUUCACAGCAAACCGUAAAGACGUGGAUGUUUGUCAUUUAACCAAGUUUUUAAUGGCUAAUUUCUCACUGAUGCGUGAGGUGAGAGCGGUUACUGGCAUGAAAGGCAUAUGCUAGUAGCAUCGCGAAUCCUCCUGUGUAGUUGGAGUUAAACCUCUAACCUUUACUUUUACACUAGAAUGACACCAGAAGUGCUUGAAAAAAAAGAAAAUACAAAAAAAAAAACAAAAAAAAACCUCUUUCUUUGCCAAUAUUCCCACAUCGUAGGCGGAACGAAAGAGUAACCAUGUAAAUAAGAGCGGAUUAUAAUAAAGGAUUUGUCGCACAGAACCGGGUUUUCUCUCGCAGGGAAACUUUUAACAGUGUUAGCAGAACAAGCGGCGUGUCCCACUGCAUCGCCAGGGACCACUGAAGCAUUUUUUUUUUUUCUUUUCUUUAGAAAACUUGUAAUGCAUGGAGGUAAGCACCUCUGGUUUCCUUUACAUAGGUUAAAUACUUCUUUAAUUAAUAAUGUAAGCUGACAUGAUGUAGUCUCCUGUUUUUACCAGAAUCUUCUCUUUACCCACCCCACCCCCUUCCUUUAUUUCCCCUAAUUUGUCGCCACUCUCUGUUUUUCAUCACUCGUGGGCCGGAUCCCAGCGAAACACUGAUCCACCUGUCAUUUAACAGGCGACAAAAAAAAAGUGAUAAUGGAUCAAAUUGAGCCUCCAGUUGCCCCUCAACGACACCAUGUUUACUACCAUAUGAGUUGCCCAGGUGGAUCAAGGUUGAUCUGAUUUCCUGUCGAUUAUCACCUGUUUGUUUUUUUUUUGUUUUUGUUUUUUGUUUCAUUGUAAGACCAAAUGCUAUGUAUGAAGUCUGUCCUUUGUACUGUAUAUGCAUUCUUUUAAAGAUUAUUAAACUUGUACCUUAAUUGCCUUUA
Molecule: messenger RNA, 1890 nt
Organism: Tachysurus vachellii
Lineage: Eukaryota; Metazoa; Chordata; Actinopteri; Siluriformes; Bagridae
Gene: cdc42
Product: cell division cycle 42
Exons: 6
Coding region: 160-735 (191 amino acids)
Biological process (GO): modification of synaptic structure; small GTPase-mediated signal transduction
Cellular component (GO): dendritic spine
Molecular function (GO): GTP binding; GTPase activity
Source: RefSeq, a predicted model, not a curated record